AUGUCCAAUACUAGCGAUUCACAUCUAUCUUUCAAUCCCCCUAAACCCAUCAUCAAUGGCAAUGCAAAGAAUAUCAAGGGAUCAACGUCUAGUAUACGUCUGACGGAUCCGAGAAGCGGUUCUGAAGAGGGGACAAACGAAUUCUUGAAUCUAUAUCAGCGAGAUAAAAUACCAAAAACUCUUCAUGCCAAUACACCAAUGAAUCUAUACGAUAUAAAUUUCGUAUUUCCAUUCCACACUUUGAGAACUGACCAUGGAAAGCUAGAGCCAUUCGUACCAUCAAAACACCUUUCAGGAUUUUUGAGACUCCCUCCCUCCUCAUGGAUGCACUUCGGUGAACUAGGUCCAUAUACCGAAGAAACUGCUCUAGAAGAUAUCGAAAGUUUCAGGAUCGAUCCGAGAUGUCUUCUAUUAGCGGUUAUAGAUUUACAAGUCGAGAGGAAAGGGAAAGAUGGGUUCGCAGGUGUUUAUGGGUUGAUAGAAGUGAAUGAUGAGUUUAUGCACGCGAUAUUCGGUCUCAGCAACGUUCUCCCCAUCUAUCAAAACACGCACAUAAACACCCACUCAAUGUACCUUAUCCUCCAAUAUCUAUUCGAAGACCUCAACUUGAUUAGAGUACAAUACGAUGCUGUCACGCAUAAUACCCCGUCAAUCAAUUCAGCUAAGAGAUUCGGGUUCAAGGAAGAAGGAAUUUGUAGGAAUUUCAAUGGGUUAGUACCCCAGUAUCAGAAAAUAAACUCUAAAGAAAGGGAGAGAAAGAGCAAGUCUCAGGAUAUGUGGGUGGCUAGUAUGACCGAUCACGAUUGGUUUAGUAAUGUCAAAGAUGAUUUGGAGAGGAAGAUCGAAAGACCUGCAGUGGACACGUGUAAGAUGAUAUAUGGAGAAGGGACAGGAUAUGAUGAGGUUAAUGGCCAUAUGUAA
Molecule: messenger RNA, 921 nt
Organism: Kwoniella mangroviensis CBS 8507
Lineage: Eukaryota; Fungi; Basidiomycota; Tremellomycetes; Tremellales; Cryptococcaceae
Exons: 3
Coding region: 1-921 (306 amino acids)
Molecular function (GO): protein-N-terminal-alanine acetyltransferase activity; protein N-terminal-serine acetyltransferase activity
Source: RefSeq, a predicted model, not a curated record